AUGGGGGCCUGUGACAUCGUGACCGAGGCCAACAUCUCAUCUGACGUUGACAGCAACGCCACGGGCAUCACGGCUUUCUCCAUGCCCGGCUGGCAGCUGGCUCUGUGGGCCACAGCCUACCUGGCCCUGGUGCUGGUGGCCGUGGUGGGCAACGCCACGGUCAUCUGGAUCAUCCUGGCCCACCGGAGGAUGCGCACGGUCACCAACUACUUCAUCGUCAACCUGGCCCUGGCUGACCUCUGCAUGGCCACCUUCAACGCCGCCUUCAACUUCGUCUACGCCAGCCACAACAUCUGGUACUUUGGCCGCGCCUUCUGCUACUUCCAGAACCUCUUUCCCAUCACGGCCAUGUUCGUCAGCAUCUACUCCAUGACGGCCAUCGCUGCUGACAGGUACAUGGCCAUCGUCCACCCCUUCCAGCCCCGGCUCUCGGCCCCUGGCACCAAGGCAGUUAUUGCUGGCAUCUGGCUGGUGGCCCUGGCCCUCGCCUUCCCCCAGUGCUUCUACUCCACCAUCACCAUGGACCAGGGUGCCACCAAGUGUGUGGUGGCCUGGCCUGAAGACAGCGGAGGCAAGAUGCUCCUCCUGUACCACCUCACGGUGAUCGCCCUCAUCUACUUCCUGCCACUCGUGGUGAUGUUCGUGGCCUACAGUGUCAUUGGCUUCAAGCUCUGGAGGCGAGCCGUGCCCAGACACCAGACCCAUGGCGCCAACCUGCGCCACCUGCGGGCCAAGAAGAAGUUCGUGAAGACCAUGGUGCUGGUGGUGGUGACGUUCGCCGUCUGCUGGCUGCCCUACCACCUCUACUUCCUGCUGGGCCACUUCCAGGACGACAUCUACUGCCGCAAGUUCAUCCAGCAGGUCUACCUGGUACUCUUCUGGCUGGCCAUGAGCUCCACCAUGUACAACCCCAUCAUCUACUGCUGCCUCAACCACAGGUUUCGCUCCGGAUUCCGGCUUGCUUUCCGCUGCUGCCCUUGGGUCACGCCCACCGAGGAAGACAAGCUGGAGCUGACGCACACGCCGUCCCUCUCCGUGAGGGUCAACAGGUGUCACACCAAAGAGACUCUGUUCCUGGUUGGGGACGUGGCUCCCUCUGAGGCUGCCAAUGGGCAGGCUGGGGGUCCCCAGGAUUUCUAA
Molecule: messenger RNA, 1140 nt
Organism: Lepus europaeus (European hare)
Lineage: Eukaryota; Metazoa; Chordata; Mammalia; Lagomorpha; Leporidae
Gene: TACR2
Product: tachykinin receptor 2
Exons: 5
Coding region: 1-1140 (379 amino acids)
Biological process (GO): positive regulation of flagellated sperm motility; G protein-coupled receptor signaling pathway
Cellular component (GO): sperm midpiece; plasma membrane
Molecular function (GO): substance K receptor activity
Source: RefSeq, a predicted model, not a curated record